Molecule: messenger RNA, 1311 nt
Organism: Dujonia railenensis
Lineage: Eukaryota; Fungi; Ascomycota; Pichiomycetes; Serinales; Debaryomycetaceae
Source: the annotation of a GenBank genome assembly
AUGCCUCUGAAUUAUACUGCCUCUCAUGGACUAAUGCAAGUUCUUUAUGCGCUUAACAAUGAUCCAGCAGAGGGAACAGGAAUAUUACUACUACUUCUACAGGCCAAGAAUAUGUUGGGAACGGAAAUACCUACAGUUUUGGUAGAUUAUGCUGUUAACGUUCAAAUUAAUCUUUUCGGAGACUAUCCAACUAAGAAGGAUAUCGUUCCAUCAGCAAUAUUUGCUGCAGUAUUCGGUGUCUUCAUGCUAGCUCAUUUGUUUGUUUUCAUCGCCAAUGCUAAAAGAGGACAUUAUUUCUAUUUAUCAUUCGCAUGGAUCUUUUAUAAUCUUUUAGCAUUUCUUGGUUGGGUUUUUAGGGCUAUUUGGUCUAGAGAUAUUACGUCCAUUAAGAUUGGAAUUGCAGGGUCAGUUUUCCUAGUUUUAUCCACCAUUUGCUUGGUUUCAUUCAAUUUAAUCCUCGCUCAAAGAAUCUUCACCUGGAGACAUCCCGUUGGAGGAUCCAGAAACUUAUUUUGGAACACCAUGUUUACUUUUUAUGGAUUUGUCAUGGGAUUUAUUGCCAUGACUAUCGUUGCAUCUGUCGUUCCUUAUCUUUAUUUUUUAAGUCCUAAGGUAUUUCGCAGAUAUGUGGUUUGCGUCAAAGUGGCAUCUAUAAUGAUUGUGUUGUAUUCGGUUACUAGUCUUUGUCUCAUUGGAUUAUCUUACUUAUUCCAACCAACAAAGAAAGAUGAAAAUUUAUACACAUAUCAACCUUGGUGGAUAAAAAGUUUCAAUCCAAUGUAUUACGUCGAACAUGGAGCCCCACAAAGAGCCGAAGAAACGUUUAUGAAGAGGAACCAUAAUCAUAGACAUGCUGUAAGGGUUAUAGCUGCCACACGCCAUCAUCACAAUAUGGUAGAAGGACUAACCAAUGAAAGAGGCGACUUGAAACAUAAUGGUUCAUUGGCAAUUUUAACAGUGACUACUGUUUUCAUCCUUGUAGGUACUAUUAGUAGAUGCAUCGCUUGUUUCCAAGCGAGAAUGAGAAGGGAUCAAACUUCAGUUUGUGAUUCUAUCCUAAUGUACAUUUGUUGGGGAGUCUUAGAAACAUUAAUAAACAUUUUGUAUCUCGUUGGAAGAGUUGAUUUGAGAUUUUACAGGCCAGACAGACUCCCUGCCAAGAUAAGGGCAAUUAUUACCGCUCAACAAACUGUUAAUGUAUCAGAUUUUGAAGACAGUGAUGAUGAGUAUGAAAGAUCAUCCGAUAAUGAAGCGAAUGAUCGAAAGAAAUCGGAGCUAUCAGAUGAUAGUGCUAGUGAAUUUAGAUUCUAG